Messenger RNA from Trichoderma asperellum CBS 433.97, 572 nucleotides. NCBI's taxonomy places the organism in Eukaryota, Fungi, Ascomycota, Sordariomycetes, Hypocreales, Hypocreaceae. The record is from RefSeq and is a predicted model, not a curated record.
CAUCGCAAGCGCGUUUGCACUGCCAGCGAAUCUUGAUUUGCCUUUUUUUUUCUCUUUUUCCCUCCUUUCUCCUACUGGCAUUUAUGUCCAAAUACCCGACGAAGCGACCAAGAGAAAGACUGCGCGGAAGCUUGAGAGGGAGGAAAGGGCAGAGAAAAAGGAGAUGAGCAAAUAGAUGCUGUGAUCUCUGCAACUUACAUGGUAAACGUGGUGCUUGGGGGCUCUUGGAGUCUUGAGAGAAGAAAAAAACCCCAGCGAUUCUCGACUACCAGCUGCUGCAAGAGAGGAGAUUGUAGUCAAACGUAUAUGAGGGCGAGGCAACACGCGCGCGAACCACCAAAGGAACGUGAAUAUUCGAAGAACACGGGGAGGGGGUUUGAGUAUGACGGCGUUGACGAGGAUCCCGAGGGCGCAAAGCUCGACAGGAGGAGAAGAAGGAGAAGAAGAAUGAAGAAUGGAAAACAAACAAUCGAAUUAGAGAGAGCGAGGGAGAAGUAGAGAGAGCGUGGGGGGGGUUGCGAUGCCUCGAGGAGCUCGAACCGGAUUCUGGCGAUGGUUGUGGUUUCUGGCAA